Messenger RNA from Aureobasidium musti, 2757 nucleotides. Lineage: Eukaryota; Fungi; Ascomycota; Dothideomycetes; Dothideales; Saccotheciaceae. The record is from the annotation of a GenBank genome assembly.
AUGGCGACGGCGAUGCAGUCGGCAGUGCGCUUGCCUUCACCCGAGGCCGCCGACGGCCAGUCGCAUGCUUCUGGUCGCAAGCGUUCGCCGUCAUCGCGUUCUCCCUCACCCGAAAGACGCCCUCCAACUCUGCGCACACGCUCUGUCGACCCAGAUACAAACGAUGCUCCUUCGCCUCCGCGCCAUCGCUCACGCUCGCGCUCACCGCUGCCCCAUCGAAGCGGUCCUCUGCCUCGUGAUGUCGACCGUCAGAGAGCACUCGAGCGCCAAAGACAGGCCGAAUCGCGCCGUCGAGAAGAAGUCCAGCAGGACAAGCCUCUGUCAGCCGCUGAGAAGCAGGCCGCAGCAAAGGCCGAAUACGAGCGCCUGCUCACCAUGCGCUCGGGAGGAACCUACGUACCGCCAGCCAAGUUGCGCGCCCUACAGGCUGAAAUCGGAAAUGAUCCAUCUUCAAAAGAAUUCCAGCGCAUGGCUUGGGAGGCCCUUAAGAAGUCUAUCAACGGUCUGAUAAACAAGGUCAACGUCUCCAACAUCAAAUACAUUGUCCCCGAGUUGUUUGGUGAGAACCUCAUCCGCGGCCGUGGUCUUUUCUGUCGAAGCAUCAUGAAGGCUCAGGCUGCAAGUUUGCCGUUUACUCCGAUUUACGCCGCCAUGGUCUCCAUCGUAAAUACAAAGCUUCCUCAAGUUGGCGAGUUGCUGGUCAACCGCCUGAUCGUGCAGUUCCGCAAGGCCUUCAAGCGCAACGACAAGGCCGUUUGCUUGAGCAGCACCACUUUCCUGGCCCACCUAAUCAACCAGCAGGUCGCUCACGAGAUGCUUGCCGCCCAGAUUCUGUUGCUUUUACUGAACAAACCCACUGACGACAGUGUUGAGAUUGCAGUGGGGUUGAUGAGAGAAGUUGGCCAACACAUCGAGGAGUUCAACUCACAAAUCGCUAUGGCCGUCUAUGACCAGUUCCGCAGUAUUUUGCACGAAGCCGACAUCGACAAGCGAACACAGUACAUGGUCGAAGUCCUAUUCCAAGUCAGAAAGGACCGCUACAAGGACAACCCAUCAGUCAAGGAAGAGCUGGAUCUCGUUGAAGAGGAGGAUCAAAUCACCCACAACACUGGCUUGGACGAUCAGAUUGAGGUUCAGGAUGGUCUCAACGUUUUCAAAUUCGACGCGGACUGGGAAGCGAACGAAGAGGCUUACAAGAAGCUCAGGGCUGAAAUUCUGGGAGAAGCCGACGGAAGCGAUGAAGAUGAUGAGGACGACUCGGAUGCCAGCAGCAGCGAGGACGAAGAUGACGAAGCGGAUAAACAGAUCGAGAUCAAGGAUCAGUCCAACACUGACCUGGUCAACUUGCGCCGUACAAUCUACCUCACCAUUAUGUCUUCUGGUGGCUUCGAGGAAUGUACUCACAAGUUACUGCGCAUCAACUUGCCACCCGGACUGGAACACGAACUACCCUCGAUGAUCGUCGAGUGUUGCUCCCAGGAACGCACAUAUAACAAAUUCUUUGGCAUGAUCGGUGAGCGUCUCUGCAAAAUCAACCGUAUGUGGAAUGAGCUCUUUGAAGCCUCGUUCGUCAAGUACUACGAUACGAUUCAUCGUCUGGAAACUAACCGUCUGCGCAUUGUCGCCCAAUUCUUCGGUUACCUCCUGUCUUCAGAUGCUAUCGGCUGGCAUGUUAUUAGUGCUAUUCAUCUGAACGAAGAUGAGACCACAUCAUCUUCGCGUAUCUUCAUCAAGAUCUUGAUCGAGGAGCUGGCUUCGAACGUCGGAAUGAAGAUAUUGUCGGAGAGAAUGAAGGACGAUGCUCUACAGCCUGCACUGGCCGGUAUAUUCCCUACUGACAACCCUCGCAACACUCGUUUCAGCAUCAACUUCUUCACUGCUAUUGGUAUGGGUGUGUUGACCGAGGGUAUGAGAGAAUACCUCAAGAACAUGCCCAAGCCAACACUACCUGCUCUACCCGUUAGAGCUGCUAGUCGAAGUNNGCCAGUGUGUCCAGUUACUCGAGCUACUCAAGCUACUCGAGCCGUUCUCGCUCCCCAUCCCGCACAAAGGGCCGAGCACGUAGCGACUCACGUUCAGCCACGCCGCCAAGGCGCUCUGUCCGGAAUAGGUCCUACUCGUACUCUAGGUCGCCAUCCCGAUCGAGGUCUCCCCGUCCAAGACGCCGAUCUCCCUCUGCUUCUAUCUCGCAUUCGAGAACACCUGAGCGCAGGAGAAGAUACACAUCCUCCAUCUCUCGCUCUCGCUCUCGUUCUCCACCUCCGAGACGUGGCAAGGCUCGUCAAGAAUCUCGUUCGCCCUCAUAUUCUCGCUCGCGCUCGCCUCCUACCAGAGGAGCUGCGGGAGAACGAAGCUACUCCCGCUCAGGUUCACCUCCUGCUCGUAGAGCUCCGGCACGAGACAGAAGCUAUACUCGCUCACCAACACCACCUCGUAGACGCCGCGACAGUUAUUCUCGAUCGCCGGCCCGCUCUGUCUCUCGUUCGGGCUCUCCACCACCUAGAAGAACAGGCGCAGGACGUAGACGCUCUCCAUCCAGAUCUCCCUCUCGUUCUCCUCCGAGACGAACAAGAUCUCCAGUCAGAAACCAACGUCGCGUACGUCGUAACACAUCGUCGCCAGAAACAUCCCGAUCUAGAUCGUCCCCUCGCCGUGCUCGACGAGCUAGCAAUGCUUCUGCUCGCGGCCCUAAAUCCUCGGCUCCGAGCGCCGAGAUGGACCUUAGCGACAUCCAUCCCAGCCGUAGGGGUCUGCUAG